Messenger RNA from Cooperia oncophora, 1014 nucleotides. NCBI's taxonomy places the organism in Eukaryota, Metazoa, Nematoda, Chromadorea, Rhabditida, Trichostrongylidae. The record is from the annotation of a GenBank genome assembly.
AUGGAUCCUGACACACUUGUUCCAAUUAAAGAUGAUAAUAAAGCACUCGGCAGCGAAGCUUGUACGGCAGAGAACCACUUUGACCCUCUCCCGAUUUCCGUAGGUGUUCCAUGCGAGAAGACAAACGAGAGUAAGCCAUCUGUCAAAGCAUCACUCUCCCUUUCUCCAUCGAAAACUCAUCUUGAUGGUGAUAUCGAUCGGGCCUUCGAUCUCAGAGCUGAGCACUUACUGUCAUAUCUCUGCUCUCGAGAGCGGUUACGUAACCUCAAAUGGAAGUCAAUCAUUCUAAAGCUUGCCAAGGAGAUAGCUCAUACUGUAAAAAUUGAUGUGGCGAAGAGACGUGAUAACAUGAAUAUUGUGAAUUAUGUACAUGUAAAGAAGCUCUACGUGGACUGCGAGGACCCACAAGCUGAGCUUGUGUGGGGUGUUGUAUGCAGUAAAACUGUUUCACAUGAGUCAAUGGCGAAACCCCUGAGAGAUGCGUCCGUUAUGAUUGUGGCAGGUUCCAUAGAGUACGAAAGGGUACAAGGACAGUACGAAAGGGUACAAGGACGUUUGUCUACCCUCGAACCUAUUUUGAACCAGGAGGGAGAGUUCCUUUCAAAGCAGGUGGAGCGAAUACUGUCGCGGCGUCCUUCAAUAUUACUGGUAGAAGGCGGUGUGUCAAGACUGGCAGCAGAUUUGUUACGUGAUGCUGGUGUACGACUUGUAGUGAAUGUGAGCCAGCGUGUGCUGCAACGAGUGGCACGCUCAACAGGAGCGGACAUACUUCCCAGCUCUGACGCCCAGCUUAUUCAACAAAAUAUUGGAUUCUGUCCAUAUUUUGUUCAACAAACAGUCACUUUCAAAGAUGGGCGCAAUAAACACCUUCUGGUCCUUAACGAAUGCCCUCCUGAUCGAGGGUGUAGCGUGCUGCUGAAAGGUGCUGAUCUACGGGAACUCAAGGCUGUUAAGGCAAGUUUUAUACCACUUUUCUCGCUUUUUCAAGACGGUUCUCCUUUUUGUAUUUGCUGA